AUGAUCCAGACUUCUGAGUUGGGCCCAGUCCACUGGGCCACGCAGAAGACAAACCUGGGGGCCCGGGGACCGGCGAGCCAGGCGAUGCAGAGAGCACUGAAGCAUCGGCCGGACGUGAAAGAACUUUACCAGGUACUACUUGAUUCGGAAAAAACAGCUUUUCGUGCUGCCUGGACAUGCUCGAGAGAUUUCGCCUUCACGUCCUCGAAAAGGACGACAUCUAAUGUUUUCCGAAAGAGGAAGGAAGACGUUGGGGUUUUCAAAACCCAACUCCAGUUGGAGGCCAUCUUGGGAGGCAGCCACCAGCCGGAAGCUGUGAUGCAGGCGAAGAACUACAUGAGUAUGUGUCUGCGAAACGAUCUGAAGGAGUAUUGCUACAUGUUCAACGACUGGCUGAAAGCCCCCACCUACCUCUGGGUGGAGUCCCUGGUGUCUUCGAUGUCGGAGACCACCUGGAAAAAUGAAGUCACUGUGGAGGUGCAGGACGAGCCGAUCGUUGGAUCUUGGGCUUACAAGGCCCAAUUCUGCAAAGCUGCGAGAUGCUAUGCGGUCGAGAAGGGCCUGUAUGCCAAGGAUGUAACAAGAGAAAUGAUCGAGGCGACCGACCUGGGGGUUCGGGGAUAUGCUGAACUCUACGCUUCGACGCCGGCCGCCUUGCCGCAGCCGGGCGGAGAUGGAUCCGCCAGCAAGACCGCCCCGAAGCCAGGAGGACCGAUUCCGACGCCAUCGCCGGCACCGGCACCUAAAGCAAAGGGCAAACCGGGCAAGACGGAGAAGGCUACUUUGGAGGCUAUGGUCGGCCAAGGCAAGGUUGAGGGUAAUGAUGAAACCGGUCAGCCGGAGACUAAGAAGCCUAGGAAGGGUGGUGCUGGUGGCAAUGUCACUAGCAAGAAAGAACGGGAACUCAAAGAGUUCUUGGCCUUGGAAGCUCAGAGUGACAAUUGUAUGACGGCGAUUGCAGCUGAUAUGAGUGCCAACCCGGCUGCCUGGAGCUGGGCAAAGGACUUUGUACAGCAGUAUAAGUCCCUUAGGACAGAGAUCGUGCAGUUGUAUGCAGACACUGAGUUCUUCAAGGAAGCCAAGAUUGGUGGUGCCUUCACUGUAGAUGCCGAGCAGGAGCCAGAAGAUGCUGGGUAUCGUGAGGCUGGCUUGCCGAAGGAACGUAUCAUCCCUGUUGCUGUUUACUUUGACGGAGUACAGUACACUAAGAAUGAGAACUUCCUUGGUUUUUACGUUACAAAUCUUCGGACAAAGCGCCAACAGCUCGUCUGGCUGCUCAGACUCUCAGAGCUUUGCUCAUGUGGGUGCCGGGGGUGGUGCUCCGUGUUUCCUUUGCUGGACCACUUUCGGCGAGAUAUGUGUGCCCCUCACAAGGACCUCCGUUCUUGCAUCAUCGACUAUAAAGCAGAUUGGCCUGCCUACAUCGAACUGUGCGGAUUCCGCACAUGGUCGCACAACAAGCACCCGUGUCCACUUUGCACCGUGAACCAAACGAAUAUGCGGGCUCUCGGGACGAUGACUCUUCACAGCUGCCCGCACAGUCUUUUCGACCAGACGGCCUACGAGGAGCUCCUCGCUGCGACCUUUCGAGAGAUCUUCGUGCCGGACGAGGACACGAAACUGCGGAUCAACGCACAACUUCGCUACCGGAGGCCUGGUCGAGGCAGAUGCUUGAAGCAGAACAUUCCUCUUCUGGGUCUCCGAAAGGGCUGGCGGCUUGAGCCGAGCUCUUCCUUGCCAGAUGUCGACGACUUCGCGAAGCAACGCUGCCCGUUCUCUUGUGUUUUCUACACUGGAGGGAAAGAUGGGAGAGUUCUUCAUUUGUCGCCUUUCCUGCAGAUCCCUGGGGUCACGAUGAACACCUGGUGUGUGGAUGUUUUGCACACAUGGCAUUACGGACCUAUGUCCACAUUCAUCGCACAUUCCUUGAGGCAUCUGCUCCGAUCGCCAGUCUACCGGCCGUCGGCAUCUGACCUGGACAAGGAAGAGGCCGACAAACUCGCUUUGUUGACUCUUCGUGCUGAGCUGUGGAGCUACUACAAACGUCGCCGGGAAAAUGACGAAGACGGCAUGUGGCGGAAGAAAGGCACAGAGGUCUGGAACUUGUCCUUGACCAUGCUGGCAGGCAAAUAUCUCAAAGCCAAGGCUGCUGAGACUCACGGGUUGUUGGGUUUCGUGGUCGACAGGCUUGAGAAGCACGCACAUGUUCUAUUGUCUGCAGAGCAUGCCAACACGUGCGACUUCCUUUUGCGAGCGGGAAGAGCAGCAAUGGACUUCGAUGCUGUGAUGGCCAAUGGCCCGAGGGCGAUCGAUGAAAGGUUUUGCGGCAUGCUUUUCGAUCACUAUAACCGGUUCAUCUGCUUGUGUGAGAGAGCCGGGGUCGCUCUCUUGCCAAAGUGUCACAUGAUGUAUCACAUGAUUCAACGGGCGGUCCAGAAGGGAAAUCCAAGGAUGUAUUCCACAUACAUCGACGAAUCCUUGAACGGGCUCAUCGCCCAGAUCUGCAGGUCGGUGCAUCGACGUGGCUGGGCUCUGGAAGUGUACAGAAAACUUGCGAUGAUGGAAUGCUUCCAGCAGGAGGCCAACGACCGGUGA
Symbiodinium sp. CCMP2592 is the source of this 2595-nucleotide messenger RNA. The record is from the annotation of a GenBank genome assembly. NCBI's taxonomy places the organism in Eukaryota, Dinophyceae, Suessiales, Symbiodiniaceae.